Molecule: messenger RNA, 2871 nt
Organism: Andrographis paniculata
Lineage: Eukaryota; Viridiplantae; Streptophyta; Magnoliopsida; Lamiales; Acanthaceae
Product: probable leucine-rich repeat receptor-like protein kinase At1g35710
Exons: 4
Coding region: 33-2729 (898 amino acids)
Molecular function (GO): protein binding
Source: RefSeq, a predicted model, not a curated record
AUACCAGUCUCUAGAUAUUUCAAUUUCAAACAAUGAUAAGUUUCAUGGAGGGAGAUUAUUCUCACCUCAAUCCUCUUGUUAUACUCUUAAUCUUGCUUUCUUUGUUAUCUACCUCUAUUAUGGCUGAAACUAGUCUAGCUACCGAUCAAUCCGCGCUUUUGGCCUUGAAAUCUCGUAUAUCUUUCGACCCUAAUGGAAUCCUCAACAAUUGGACCAUUACAUCUCCUGUUUGCAAUUGGUUUGGUGUUACAUGUGGAAUCCGCCAUAGUAGAGUAACCAGAUUGAAUAUUUCUUUCCUAGGCCUUGCUGGAAGUAUUCCUCCCGAGUUCGGAAACCUAUCGUUUCUUGUUUCACUUGACAUCAAGCAAAACAACUUCAGUGGGACUAUUCCAAUAGAAUUAGCUCGUUUGCAAAGAUUGGCUUAUAUCAGACUGAGUUACAACAAAUUUGACAGGGAAGUUCCUUCUUGGUUUUCUUCAUUUCCACAUCUUAAAUAUUUAUCUAUCGCGAGUAAUAACUUUACAAGCUUGGAUUCAUUUAUCCGAUCAUUCUCAAAUGAAUCAAAGCUUGAAUCAUUGAUAGUAUCUUCUAAUCCUUUUGAAAGUGAAAUUCCAGCUUCAGUAGGCAGUCUUCAUAACCUCAAAGUACUUCGCAUGGAAGGCAAUGGUCUUUCAGGGUCUAUCCCUCGUUCAAUCAUGAACUUGACAAACUUAGAAUUUUUGUAUUUGUCAAACAACCGUAUUAGUGGAAUCAUACCACAAGAGAUUGAGAAUUUAAAGAUGCUUAAAUCACUGAAAAUUAACGGCAACAAAUUAACAGCAGGGCGAAUCCCAGUCUCAAUCAAGAACAUGACAAAUUUAGAGGCAUUGGAUUUGCAAUUUAACUCUCUUGAAGGGACGAUACCUGACAUUGUCGGGAGUCUUGAGAACUUGGGUUACUUGAACGUGAAUGAAAACAAGCUUUCUGGUUUUAUACCGUCAAGCAUCUUCAACAUAUCAUCCCUUGAAGUUUUAGUCCUUUCCAACAAUAACUUCUCUGGUACUCUCCCAAGUAACAUAUGCCUUGGACUUCCACUACUGAAUUCGUUUUUUAUACCAAGAAACAGGAUACAAGGACAAAUUCCAUCAAAUUUUUCUUCAUGUCCUCAGCUUAAAAAAUUAUCAUUGUUUAGUAACAAUUUUACUGGAAGCAUACCAGAAGACAUUGGAAGGUUACAAUGGCUUCAAGGGUUGUUUCUUGCCGAGAACUCCUUGACAGGCUCUAUACCACCAAGUAUUUUCAACAUAUCCACCCUUCAAGUCAUGAAUUCCUGGUCUAAUCGUUUGUCUGGUACCCUUCCACAUGACAUGUGCCUUCGACUUCCGGUGCUCUAUGGGCUUUCUCUAAAUUAUAAUAUGAUUCAUGGACGUAUUCCAUCGAAUUUUUCUUCAUGUCCUAAACUUGAGACCCUUGAAUUGGGACAUAACAAUUUAACUGGAUCCAUACCACAAGAUAUCAGGAGUUCAAACACCCUUGUAAAGUUGGGUUUUGAAGACAACAAGUUAACAGGUACAAUACCGUCUUCCAUUGAAAAUCUAUGGCGUCUUAUAGAUCUGGCACUUGACUCCAACAUGUUGAUCGGUGAGGUUCCAUCCUCCAUAUGCAACUUGAGCUCACUCAGAAACCUUUAUUUAUCAUCUAACAAUUUGGAAGGAACACUGCCAAAUUGUUUGGGAAACUUCAGUGAAACUCUCCAGGUGAUGCUUUUGUCAAAAAAUCGCUUUCAUGGCCCCAUACAAAUAUCAUUCGGCAAUGGUUGUGCGUUGGUGUAUCUUAGCUUGAGCAACAACCAACUAGAAGGACCCUUGCCUCAAUCCUUGGCCAGUUGCACAUCAUUACAGGCUCUCACUAUCGAAUAUAAUGAAGUGCAAGACUCUUUUCCUAUUUGGUUGGAAACUCUUCCGCAGCUUGGCGUUCUUAGUUUAAGCUCCAACAGAUUUCAUGGCAGAAUACCUGAUUCAAAGAGCAAUGUUUCAUUUCCCAGCUUGAUACUUCUUGAUAUCUCCAACAAUUAUUUCACUGGCAACUUGCCAAUGACUUAUUUGAAGCAUUUUGGUGAGGUGUGGGAUUAUAAUCAGACUGGUCUCUAUUUCACCGUCGACUUUUCUCCAGACAAAGCAUUCACAACUAGGCGUAUUUCAGCAGUUGUCACUUUGAAAGGUGUGCCGACAAACUAUAGCGAAAUACAGACAACACUUGCUAUGAUUGAUUUGUCGAACAACAAGUUUUCCGGAAGCAUUCCUGAUUCCUUUGGAGAUCUUAUCGCUGUCCGGCAUUUAAAUUUGUCUCGGAACAAUCUCACAGGGAAUAUUCCUGCGACGCUGGGGUCUUUAAUGAAGAUGGAGGCCAUGGACUUGUCGUGGAAUGGCUUAGAAGGGGAGAUUCCGGUGCAGCUAGGAAAGUUAUCAUUUCUAUCCAAGUUCAGUGUAGCACACAACAAUCUUUCAGGACACAUACCUACCUCUGGUAGCCAGUUUGACACAUUUGAUAACAGCUCAUACAUUGGAAACUCAGAGUUAUGCGGACAUCCAUUGACUAAGAAAUGUGAUGAUGAGAAGGAGUUGCCUUCAAAGGAAGAUGACGGGGAUGAGGCUGAGGGCAUAUUUGAUGGACUUACUUGGCAAGGUGUUGUCAUGGGCUACGGCUUUGGAUUACUCGUUGGAGUGGUCCUCGGCGCAAUAUAUUUGUAGUUAAUACUACGUGGCCGUGUGCUUUCUCGAGCAUCUACAAAUAUUCUACAGUUGUAUAUAUGUGUAAUAACAACAAAUGUGAAUGUUAAAAAAACAGUUGUUAUUGAUAUGCUGAUUAAGAACCAACCAAUGUGUAAUUUUC